UUCUCCAGUUCGAGUGGAAUAAACCAGUAAUUAAAAACUAAACACGUCUAAUGAAAUCUCCACUAAUAUCUCCCCCACUCCUCAAAAAUCAACCGUCCCCUCUAAAACGUUACAAAACAAAGUCAUCAAAUUCGAAAUCCCAAACCUCUCUUCUCUCUAUCUCUUUGAUAUCCGAGUCCAUUCGUUAGACAGAAAAAAAACACAAAAUGUUUCGAGUAAGCAACUUCGUUGUGGGUCUAGCCAACACGUUGGUAAUGCUAGUGGGCGCAUCAGCCAUUGGUUACUCCAUUUACAUGUUCGUUCAUCAAGACGUGACUGACUGUGAAUCAGCCAUUCGUGCACCACUCCUCACUACAGGGAUCAUCCUCUUAGUGGUGUCUUUAAUCGGAGUGAUAGGAUCUUGCUUCAAGGAGAAUGUCGCAAUGGUCUCGUACUUGGUCAUACUCUUUGCGGGCAUUGCUGCGUUAAUGGCUUUCUCUAUAUUUCUCUUCUUUGUUACGAAUAAAGGAGCCGGUCAUGUGGUCUCUGGUCGAGGCUAUAGAGAGUACCAUACGGUGGAUUUCUCCACUUGGCUUAACGGUUUUGUUGGUGGGAAGAGAUGGGUUGGUAUAAGGUCUUGUCUGGCUGAGGCUAGCGUUUGCGAUGAACUGAGUGAUGGUCGUGUUAGUCAGAUCGCUGACGCGUUUUAUCACAAGAACUUGUCUCCAAUCCAGUCAGGUUGUUGUAAGCCCCCGUCGGACUGCAACUUCCAGUUCAAAAACGCGACGUUUUGGAUGCCGCCGGGGAAAAAUGCAACGAAGGUUACGACGGAGAACGGCGAUUGCGACGCGUGGAGUAACGUGCAAACGGAGUUAUGUUUUAACUGCAACGCAUGCAAAGCGGGUGUGUUAGCCAACAUAAGAGAGAAGUGGAGGCAUCUUCUUGUUUUCAACAUAUGUCUCCUCAUACUGAUCAUCGCCGUCUGUUCCUGCGGUUGCCGUGCUCGUCGUAACAAUCUCACGGCUACGGAAAGUGACCGUGCCUGAUCACACUAAUGUUUUAAGUUGUGUCUUUUUUUUUCCUUUGUUGGUUUAGUUUCUAGUUAAUUAUCUUUUGUUUUCUUAGGAUUGUCAUGUUUGUUUCGAACCAAUCAUAACUCCUUUUAUUGUAUAAUUAUCCAAACAUUUUAGUGACUUGUCAGUUACAAGUGAUCAUGCACGAUCAUUUGUUAGUUGGUUUCGUUUUAA
This is a messenger RNA of Raphanus sativus (radish), 1226 nucleotides long. RefSeq names its product tetraspanin-11-like. The transcript has 2 exons. Gene Ontology annotation, cellular component: plasma membrane; plasmodesma. The coding region runs from base 207 to 1025 and encodes 272 amino acids. Gene Ontology annotation, biological process: auxin-activated signaling pathway. The record is from RefSeq and is a predicted model, not a curated record. Lineage: Eukaryota; Viridiplantae; Streptophyta; Magnoliopsida; Brassicales; Brassicaceae.